Brassicogethes aeneus is the source of this 600-nucleotide messenger RNA. Lineage: Eukaryota; Metazoa; Arthropoda; Insecta; Coleoptera; Nitidulidae. The record is from the annotation of a GenBank genome assembly.
AUGAACGAACAAGAAAACAUGUUCCUCAAUGAAGGACAUUUGUACUUUCAACACUAUGCUUUACCAGUACCAAAAGUUUUCCGAGAAAUGGAUUGGUGCUCAAGAAUGGCCGGCAAGAUCUCCAGAUUUAACGCCACUUUAUAUUUUUUUUGGUGUCAUUUAAAAACACCAGCCUACAAAACACCUGAGAAUAUUCGAAAACUCAAACAAAGAAUAAUUCAAGAAUGUAGGCAGACAACUCUUGAAACACUUCGUAAUGACAAACACGGAGGAGCGUGGUGCCCAAGGCAGAUGGUUUCCAGAGACGCGAAAGAGUUCCUCGAGAUAAGCCUGGAGGAAAUGACCGUGAUCACGGGGUGCCGCACGCAGGGUCGCUAUGGCAACGGUCAGGGUCAAGAGUACGCCGAAGAGUACAUGGUGGAAUAUUGGAGACCUGGAUUUAGCAAGUGGGCCAGGUGGAAAAAUCGUUUGGGAAAAGAGUUCAGGCUCAAUCGACUGUUAGAAAAAGGAGUAAAUAAAUUAUCAGGCUCAAGAUCGCUUCAACUGAGGGUUCGCAAUUGUCUAUUAUGCCUCAUUUGUCGGCAAGGGGAUACAGUGUAG